UUUCACAUUCGUCGGGUUCGGUCGUUCAAGUCUCCCAAGUCGGGCGCGCCCAGAACUUAAGCUCCGACAGAGAGCUUAGUCACACGUUGCAUUCCGUGAUUGUAUACAACAGAUUCCGCCCAGAAGUGUGCUUGCUGCUCGCAGAUCAUGGCACCAGUUUGCUGUGCAGAGACGUGACGGGACCCCGAGAACUUGGAAAGGGAACCGCGCCCCAUUCUCUUUCGAGCAAUGCUCUUGAAGGUCGAACCGAUUUGCCGCUUGACUGAGUUCGUUUCGUGUGUGUGCCGAUUCCCGUUCGGAAAUUGUGUGACUGCGUGGAAUUUAGUUACAAUUUCGAAUUUAAAACAGUGUAGCCCCGUAACCUACUAAUAAAACCAAGUGCGAGGAGCUUGAAAGCGCGCAAAUUCGCGCAAAACCAUGGAGCAACAACGAAAACAUGCCACACGAACCGCCGUUGUCCGGUGGGUUUUCGCCACAAUUUUCCUGUGUGUGCUGCUGCAGGCCAGCGCCGAGUACAUUCCACCAGGGCCCAAGUACAAAUGUCCAGAAAAAACGAAACAGAUCUACCCGUGCGUGUGCACCAAGGGAACGGACGAUGGAAUCUACGUGACGUGUGAAAAGUCCAACCUGGCCAGCCUGUCGGUGGCGUUCAUCAAUCUGGCCAGCCUCAACAUACCGGUGGAGGAGCUGCAAAUGAAGCGGUGCAAAAUAAAAAACCUCUUCGGCACUCUACUUCACAAGCUGAGCGUGAAGCGGCUGCUGGUGUUCGACACUCCGAUUGCCAGCGUGAGCGAUCACGUGUUUUACGGAAUCAACGACACGCUGCAGGAGCUGCAUCUGGUGCGCAGCGAGCUGACGGCGUUCCCGCGCGAUGCGCUCAAGAUUCUGGGCAUGCUGCGGGUGCUCAACAUCGACGGGCACCGGAUCGAGAACCUGCCCAAAGGGGUGUUUGGCGGGAUGACCUUCGACGGGACGCUGGAGAAGUUCCACUUGGUGAACGGGCUGCUAUCCGACAUGGGGCAGGAUAUUUUUAUGGCCUUCAAAAAGAUUCGCACGCUGGACCUUUCCGGCAAUCAGCUGGUCACCCUGAAGAAGGGUCAGUUCAAGGGGCUCCGCGAAACGGAAAUCCUCGAUCUCGCGUACAACAAUCUAACCAAACUGGACGCGUCCCACGUGUCCGACCUUACCAAAAUGACCUGGAUCAACGUGUCGCAUAACGCGCUAGCUGAAAUAACCAGAGGUACCUUUGCCCGUAACGCGGUGCUUCGAGUGCUCAACAUGGCGAGCAACAACAUUAAAAAGAUCGACGGAAAUACGUUCCGGGGGAUGAGGUUUUUGAGGCGGUUGUACCUGAACGAUAACAUGAUCAGUGAUGUGGGACGGGGAACGUUCAGUUCGGUGACGAGGAUUGGAACGAUCGACCUGGCAAGGAACCGGAUCAAGAAGGUCGACUACCAGAUGUUCUUCCAGCUGAACUAUGUAGAGAUUGUCAACCUGGCGGAAAACGAAAUCACAGAAAUCCAAAAGGAUGCCUUCAAAGAUCUCUACCUCACGCACAUAAACAUCUCCUACAACCGGCUGGAAACCAUCGAGCCCAAGUCAUUCAUCAACUGUGCCAACAUGACCGUUCUCGAUCUCUCGCACAAUCUGAUCAAAAGCAUUCCCAGAAUGGCAUUCGAUGAAACAACGUACGCCGGGGAGUGGAUUCUGUCGCACAAUCUGCUUACAAACAUGUCUCAGAUUCCUCUGUCCAACAUGACCGGACUGCGCGUGUUGAAUGCGUCCUACAAUAACAUCAUGGAGAUUCCAAAAAAUACCUUCCCGAAGCUCUACGAACUGCACACGAUCGACGUGUCUCACAACAACAUUUCCUUCAUCUACAACGCUGCGUUUCAGAAUUUAUUCUCACUCAGAAGUUUGAACUUGAGCUACAAUUCGCUGGAAAAGAUUGGUCCGUCUACCUUUGGAACGCUCCACACCCUGCUCGAGAUGGAUCUCAGUCAUAACGGGUUGAAGGAUAUCACUCGCGGAGCACUGGCAAAAACUACCGGGUUGAGGUUCCUCACAAUGACUCACAACAAAUUGGAGAAAAUCUUCCAGAUCCCAAUAUCGCUGAAUCAUUUAAACCUUGCACACAAUGAGAUCAGUGAAAUCCCGGAAAAGACUUGGCCCACCAUGAACUCACUGUUGACGUUGGAUCUGAGCUUCAACAAGAUUCGAAACAAUUUGCAACGAGGUAGUUUUGCGGGUUUGCUAACGAUGCAGCGUUUAAAUCUGGAAAAUAACGAAAUCUCAGAAAUACCACGUGACGGUAUAUCCGAUCUUGGCACCAUACAAUAUCUCCAACUGAAGAACAACAACAUAACGCAUCUCCCGAAGGCAGCCCUCGGCAACCUUCCCAUUCUGUUCGAACUCCAGAUCAUGAACAAUGGCCUUACCAACAUCAGCUCCCGAGCCUUCGAUGGUCUGCUCCAGCUGCUCACUCUCAACAUGUCCAACAACCUGCUCCGAUCCAUCCCGAACGACGCCUUCCUCGGGCUGGUCUCCCUUCGCCAGCUGGACGUGUCCCGAAAUCUCCUGAGCAGCUUGGACAACAAAACCAACGGUCUGCUCGACGACUGUCUCAGCUUGGACGAAAUCGACCUCAGUUACAACCGGUUCAGCUUCAUCACCAAGAAAACGUUCCCCUCGAAUCAGUGGAUCCCGUACCGGCUCCGGAAGAUCAACCUCAGCCACAACAGCAUGGCGAUCGUGACGCACGACCUCAAGUUUGGCACGAAAACGGUGACCGAUCUGGAUUUGUCCCACAACAACAUCAAGGACAUCCGGAAGGGUGUACUCGGGAAUCUGACCUCGCUGAUGCGGUUGGACAUGUCGCACAACGAGCUGGUCAAGCUGGAGAGUGAUGUGUUUAACAUGCAGGAGAAUUUCUCCGAGUUGAUUCUGCACAACAAUCGGAUAUGGAACGCUUCGUACGAGAGUUUGGUGAAGUUGAGCAACUUUACGCUGCUGGAUUUGCGGGGAAACGAGAUUGGCAAGUUCGACACUGGACUGGUGACGAAAAUGCGCGCUUCGAAUUUGAGUGUGCUGUUUGAGGGCAAUCCCUUAAACUGCGACUGCUACACCCGCCCACUGUACAACUACCUGCGCACGCAGUCCGCCCUUCCGGAGCAGUACGAGAACAUCCGCUGCGCGGAACCGGCCGUCAGCUCCGGCAUGCCACUGUACAACGUGUCGGACGAGCUGCUGACGUGCGUGCCGGCACCCCAGCAGGAAAUCUACCAACUACUUCCGGACAUUCGCUUCCGGGAGGUCACCUACUUCCGCGGUCAGCUGAACGCGCACUGGUUCGUCAGUUCCACCAAGGACGUGGCCGACUUUUACGUGUACAUCCGGGACCAGCGGAACAACAUCAUCUUUGAGCGGGUCGUGUCGUACGCCAGCCGGGCGACCGCCAUCAAGGGGGUGGAUAUUGUGGCGGACGAGACGGCCCAGCUGGAGCUGUGCGUGCUGGCCAAAUCCAGCGGUGACGAGGUCAACUUCCUCGAGUCGCAGUGCAUUCCCCUGCCGGAGGAUCUGGACGCGGUCAAGCGGAAGUACAACGAAAACUACAACUACAAGCUGCCGCUGAGUUUGACGGGAGGCCGCAACGGUCGUUCCAGUAGCUGUGAUAAAAACGCUGUAAAUAGUUUAGUAAUGAUGGUAGUGAGUGUGGCCGUUGGCGCCCUCGUGGCCAACACCGCCGGCAGCAGCUUCUGUUAAUAUGUAACGUUUAAUUUUAUACCACCUUUUUGUAUCGCGACAGAAAUUAAAUAUUUAUUUGUAAAACAAA
Messenger RNA from Culex quinquefasciatus (southern house mosquito), 3832 nucleotides. RefSeq names its product chaoptin (gene conv). The record is from RefSeq and is a predicted model, not a curated record. Gene Ontology annotation, cellular component: extracellular matrix. Gene Ontology annotation, molecular function: protein binding. The transcript has 8 exons. Bases 418 to 3762 code for a protein of 1114 amino acids. Lineage: Eukaryota; Metazoa; Arthropoda; Insecta; Diptera; Culicidae.